Dunckerocampus dactyliophorus (ringed pipefish) is the source of this 4740-nucleotide messenger RNA. It is a transcript of the gene c10h19orf44, whose product is annotated as chromosome 10 C19orf44 homolog. The coding region runs from base 314 to 2056 and encodes 580 amino acids. The transcript has 10 exons. The record is from RefSeq and is a predicted model, not a curated record. Lineage: Eukaryota; Metazoa; Chordata; Actinopteri; Syngnathiformes; Syngnathidae.
CAAUAGAAAAGGCAAUAAAUUGUCUCAUAGCGAGAAAGAAAACUUCCAUGGAGACGAAGGACGCCUGAGUGGGACCCAAAGUGGUAACGUUUGUACUUAUUUGCUGUUUUAGCCUGGCUAAUUGAUUACCAACGACUGAAAAUUUUAUGAGGUCCAUCAAGAGCGUGAAUGGCACGUGUAUGUGCUCCAUUCGGUUACCUAGCUUGUUAGCUAGCGCCCAUGCUAACCAGACCAGGAAGAUAAUCACGACUACCACAUCAAGUACCGUGUUGUGAUGAAGUUAGUAGUCCACUUUGUGUGAGGCUCCACAAACAUGUGGAGACGAGGCGGCCGAAGCGACGCUCUGGACCGGGCACAGGCGCUGUUGUCCUCCAAGAGAAGCAGCCGAGCAGCCGCCGAGUCCACGCAAACAUCCGCCACUAAAACCUCCACACAUGCGGACGUCAAAAGCCGCCAUGCUCCACCAAAUAUAAAUCAGGUGAUGUCAGACAUGAGUGACGUGUCCCAGGUGAGUUCCGAGCCAGAGGUCUGUGGUGCUACUCGGCCGGGGAAAAAACAGGAAGUUGAGGCUCAACCUCAGAGCCCCGUUGGAGGAGGCAGCAGGUACCUCAAGAAACCGCCUCAUCCUCCCAGCAGCCAAUCUCCCGUGAGGCAGCAGUCACACGUUGACAGACUGCUGUCCUCUUCCAGCUCACAAACGGCUGCUCUAAGGAGGCUCGCUCAAAUCGAGAGUCGGGUCCACAGUCGUCAGCGAGCUCCGGAACCACAACCUCUGAACCAGAUCCAAAGUCCAAGCUCUGAUGUGGGCCUCUCCUCGCUCUCCCAUGUCCCAGGAGCUCCUGUGCCCUCCUCAUCCCAGCCCAGCAGUCAGGAGGGGUUGCGGUUUCUCAAGAAAAACACAACUGGAUCUCCAGAGGACCUGCAUAAGGGUGUUGAGUCCAAACCAGCUGUGGCCUUGCUGCAGAAAGAUGUGGAAAGUGAUGAAGGCGAUGUGAGGAAGCUUGUGGGCGACGCUUUGGACCCACCAGACGAGAACUGGACCAGCACUUCACCCAGGAGCAGAGCAGAGCUGCAGCUCACCAGAAGUAGUCUGAGGUCUGCCUCGCCUUCUCCUCCCCCCUCUGGAGGUGGUCCCUCAUCAUCCUGCUCUCCUUCUCAGGGAAGACCCUUGUCUGAGGCCCGCCUCCUCCCCUCCCCAAGUCUACAGUGUUCUGACUCAUCCAGGUCAGCCCCAGAGGAGGUCUUCUCUCUGGAAGAACUCUUUCCUGUUGGAUGCAAUGCAGACGCCCCCCCCAGUGAGGCCAGCUCAGUCUCGUCCCAAUCUGACUUUGAGAUAAAUGUGAUGACGUUAGAUGAUCUCAACCCCGCCCCCUUUGCCACCGAGGAGACAGCCAGAGCACAGGCAGAUGUUGAGCACGUGGUUUCACUUCCUCUUUUGCCAAGCGACCAGUGGGUGGAGCAGGUGGCAGACUAUGAAAGUGACUUUGAGAGUGCCAGCAGAAGAGAGGCGGCCAAUGACGUCAGCAGCAGCCAGGUGUCAGAGCACCUGGCGGGGGGUGAGGAGGAAGAGGAUGUGGGUUCAGAGGUCAAAGAUCAUAUAGACGCGUCCCGGGUGAGGACGGAAGGAGACUACUCAAGCACUUAUUCAGACUUUAAAAAAUCCCACACCUUGCGGACCUCAGGUCAUAGUCAGAGAUCUCCCAGCAGUGACUCCAUGUUCUCCGUGCCACCUAGUAACCGCUUAAAAGAUGUGGCGGCACAGACGGAGGCAAACGCUCUCUGGUUCACAGGUUCUGCAGUGGGCAUGGAUUACACCACCCCCUCCAUGGCUCCUCCCACUGGAACUUCUGAACCAGAAGGCCUCGCCGCUGUCCAGCCUGACAUGUUGACACUCAACGACAUGCUGAGACAGCAGCUCGCCAUGACACGACGCUUCAUCGAAAGCAGCCGGCAUCAGCAUGCCAGCCUGCUGCAGAGCCUUGGACCGCCCAGCUACAGAUACGCCACUUUGGAGGACACCAUGCAGUACAUCCGUAAACACACACACACAAAGUGACAGUGCAAGUUCCUCAGGAGGAAUUUGACUCAUUGUCAUGGAUGUAAACUCAUGUCAAGGAAAGACUUGAACGAAAGGUCACAUCCAACAGAGAGAGGACAGGGUGUGGAGAUGCUCCACCUAAAUGGACUCAUUGUCCCUCAUGAGGACCUCCAAAUGGGACAUAGUGUGUGUGCCUGUGUGUGACAAUCAUCUCAUUCAUUUUAUACAGAACUUGUGAAAGACAUUCUUUUAUUUUUCUUGGACCAUCUUCUUUAUUACAAAUUGUGAUCUGCAUUAGAGUAUUUAUUUUUGACAAGCUGCCUUAAGGAAGACGUGAACAGGAAGUGACCGCCUGUUUAAAAAAUAAUAUUCCUUACAACCAACCAUGAGAGAAGUACUGUGGGUUGAGGGUAGGGAUUCUUUCGGGGGCCAUGAGGCUGUUUGAAGGCACAAAUGCUGGUCCAGUUAUGAGUUCUCAGUAGGGGUCGUUAAAAGGAUAGUGAGGAUGCCCCGCAUCCCGAGGAACUCGCUUCCCGUCCACCUGCAAUACAGAGAGCUCACAUAAAACUCCAUGAAAUUGUUUGCCACACAGGGUGUGUGUCCUCAUUGUUUACUUCCUGGGUCACAGAGGCAAGCAUCAUGACCAGGGAUGCACCGAUCCACAUUUUUCACUUCCGAUCCCGAUACCUGAAUUUGGAUAUCUGCCGAUACUGAUACAAUUCUGAUACCAGAGCUUUGUUUGCCUUAAUAUGCAACUACACUGAAAGAAUAUCAGCAAAGAAGUAGCUACAAAAAUAUCAGCGAAUGUUGCUGUCUCCACACAUGCAGUGCCACACAUACACACACGCUCAGCCUGAUGCAUUCAUGGCUUCACAGAAAGUAGGACAAGAUAGAACUUCACACAGAACACCUGGAUACAGUAGCUAUCAUUGUUGCUAAUUUUACAUUAAGCUGUAAUAAACUCCUACGAUGUUGUAGUGGCCGAGAAGUUUUAGUUUUGUGUGUUUUGCGUGGCCAUGAGCAUGUCAAGCCUGUGUCUGUGUGCGUAUGCGCGCGCGAGGGGGAUAGCUGCAGUGGAUGUGUGGAGACAGCUACGUUUGCUGAUACUCUGUUGGCCCCUUUAGCUGACAACAUUAAAGCACACACGUGGAUCAUGGCUCGGCAAUCUCCACAGGUGGUAUCUGCAAUUUCCAAUACACAAAUUACACUGGUAUUGGAACCCCAUAGCGACACUGGAUCGGGUCAUCCCUAAUUGUGACAACAAGAAUCCUACUACAACAGUCCCAAUGGAGCAGUCCACUUACCUGGAUCAUAGGAACGAUGUAGCGCCAGUGUUUAUUCAAAGCCGUGACACUACUCAUCUCCGCCGCCUCCAGUGUGAAGUCAAACACCUGACAAGCCACCACCGUGACAUCAUCAGCACCGCUUUUGCUGCAGCGACAUUAGCAUUUCAUAUUUAUGCACACCUGAAUAUUCUCUCGGAUUCGGGCCUCGGUCACGCUCUUGGGGAUGGUCACCACGCCGCGCUGCGUCUGCCACCUCACCACACAGAAAUCACGAUUAGUGGGCGGGUACCAUGUGUUCAUCGACCAGUGAAAACUGACGAAUAAUUUGAUUCAAAUGUCUUCACUAAAAAAAUGAAAAUACAUGAAAAUGAACUGGUGUGUGAAUGCAGAGUUGCUGGUCAAAUACAUCACAGCAUAUUACAGCAACCCCCAGCUAACGUAGACAUAUGCCCCUUAGUGGCUGUGAGCAUUAUAAUGAUGACAUCUGAUGGGACAUAGGAUGUGCUACAAGUAUAAUCUUCUGGUGAAGUUGUGACUUUUGAUUGUCAUCCAAAAAAUAUGCAAUAUUUCAUUAUUUUUGUUCUUCAUUUUGUUUUUUAUGGAUAAAUUAAAACUUUAGCAUUCAGCAUACUCUCUCUGCCUUCACAAGCUAGGCUUCUAGAUGGUUCUGUGCCAGUCUGGUUUUCACCUAAGGAUGAUCUGAGCAGGCGAUUUCUUGUAUUUGUUGGCCAGCGUGGCAAUGGCGAGCUCAUCCAGCAGGACGGGUUCCUCUGGAUGUUUCCAGGUGCGGUCCGGGGAGCCGAGGGGGCUGUACGCUGUCAUCACCAGGCCCCGGGCCCUGCAGUGGGCCUGCAGUUCCACCUGGGCCAGGUAGGGGUGGCUCUCUACCUGCUCCAACCAAACACAAAGUCACAAGUUGAAGACCGGCUGCAUUAAUGACCUCAUAAGUAGGGAUGUUCCGGUCGAUCGAUUUCCGUGAUCGGCAUAUGCCGAUAAAUGCCUUUCAACGCCAAUCAAAAAAGCCGAUCACCUCUGGCUUGUACUAUUGCAGCAUGCAGCCUGUAGUGAGCCUCCCCCGCUCAAUUUCCUUCACACUGCGCAGGCAUGCCAAACCCAAAAAAAUCAUGUCUAUCACGUGGAACUUACCUGCUGUUUGUGAGAGUGAUAUAAAAUUUGCACCCUGCAAAACAUGCCACGAAUAAUAUCUCGCUGGGGUAGCACGUUAAAAAGUUUUAAUAUGGCAUUUGAAGAACAAACUUGACGAAGUACGGUGAGUUUGAGGCUCACGAUGUGAUCAUCAGUCAAGUUGCAGCUAGUAUGGCCAUUGCUGGACAACACUCGCCCUCGUAUGUGUGACAGUGAAAAGUCUAAAGCAUAUACUGUAAAGCCAAAUAAUAACUGAAUUCAACAACGGGA